This is a messenger RNA of Bradysia coprophila, 2283 nucleotides long. RefSeq names its product beta-galactosidase-1-like protein 2. Gene Ontology annotation, molecular function: beta-galactosidase activity. The record is from RefSeq and is a predicted model, not a curated record. Lineage: Eukaryota; Metazoa; Arthropoda; Insecta; Diptera; Sciaridae. Gene Ontology annotation, biological process: carbohydrate metabolic process.
UUUCAUAACAAUUUAGAUAAUUAUUCGAAGUGGUAAUUCAGCACAACACGACCACAAAUAAUGAUUCAGUCCACCACUAAUAGUAGAAGUACGACAAUGCACUCAAUAGCAUCUUUAAGCAAGUGGAUCUUUUUGAUUUCACUGUUCCUAUGCGUCUCAUCGCAAGAAAAAACGGUCUACGAGUAUUUCGCCGAUACAUCUGUACCGACCGGAUUGGUUGCGGAAAAUAAACAAUUCACCCUCAAUGGCAAAUACAUUCGGAUAGUAAGUGGUGCCAUCCAUUACUUCCGAGUUCAUCCCGAACAAUGGAGGGAUCGACUUAGAAAGUUACGAGCCAUGGGUGCAAAUACUGUGGAAACCUAUGUUUCGUGGAAUCUGCACGAGCCCCGAAUGGGAGAGUUUGAUUUUGGACAGGGAGGAAAUGACUUUUCGGAUUUUAUGAAUAUACGAAGAUUUGUUCAAAUUGCCAAAGAAGAAGAUCUGUUGGUAAUUCUACGACCGGGUCCAUACAUUUGUGCCGAAUGGGAGUAUGGCGGUUUCCCGAGUUGGCUUUCAAGGGAUCCGAAUAUGAGAGUUCGCACAAACUACGGACCAUUCCUGCAACGUGUGAAAUUGUAUCUCGAUGCACUACUCAGUCAACUCGUUGAUCUACAAUUCACACGUGGAGGAUCUAUCAUAGCUGCCCAAAUUGAAAACGAGUACAACUCAUUCCUUCCAAAAAGUACAGAAUAUCUGGAGUUUAUUCGGCAAGCCUUUAUCGACAAUGGCCUUGACUGUUUGUAUUUUACAUCGGACAACUGUUUUAAUUCUGGUUGCAAUGGAGGUACUCUACCAGGAUUGCUACAGACGGCAAACUUUAAAGAAAAUGCGGAUUCAAUUUUAACUGAUUUGCUGAGCGUGCAGCCAGACAAACCUGUCAUGGCAAUGGAGUACUGGACGGGAUGGUUUACUACUUGGUUAGAGGAAGAGCAAGGAACAAACCCUUCUAAGCAAUUCCACGACAACCUCGAGAUUCUCUUCGACAAAUACAAUGGCUCCGUGAACUUUUAUGUUUUCCACGGUGGUGUUAACUAUGGUUUCACAGCUGGUGGUGGUACAGACUGGAGUGGCGAAUAUCCUGUAGCAAAAGCUGACAUUACGAGCUACGAUUAUGACGCUACACUUAGUGAGGCGGGUGAUUACACAAAGAAGUACGACUUGGCCGCGACCUUAAUUGAAAAGUAUGAAAAUCCAAAACUACGUCGACCAAACCGGCCUUCCGAGAGCACAAAAAUUGCGUAUCCCACUCUAACUCCACAGAGGUAUUUGACGUACAAUGACAUCGUUCAAAGAGUACCAGCAAGUAGUAGAGCCCAGCUCACGAAUGCAGUAUCAAUGGAAGAAUUGCCCAUCAAUAACAAUAGCGGUCAGAACUUUGGAUAUAUCAUUUACAGGAAGGUGGCCAAUGUCAGCAACGGUGACAUUUACAAAGGAUCAAAACCACAAGAUGUCGCCCAACUAUUGAUUGACGACACCCUUGUUGAUACAGGCUUUACAAGCGCCCAGCCUGUUUACUGGUGGAACAAUGACCGAGAGAUUUCUUUGGAUGUUGGUGCGAAUGGCGAGCAUACGCUUGACCUGAUGAUCGAAAUAAUAGCUCGAUCUAAUUGGUUCCGAGAAGACGACAUUCAUCACCAGAAAGGGCUAUCAGCAGUGAAAGGCUCUAAGAUCGAACUUAAUGGAGAGGAGGUAACAGAUAUUGAACACAUUGCUUUAGAAUUCACUGGGGAUUGGGUACGAGGACUACAAGGUUGGAGAAAUGUAGUUAGCAUGGACAGCUUGAAAGCACCGUGCUUGGUUCAAUCCACUCUAACUAUAACUGGUAGCCCUGCCGAUACAUUCAUCGACAUGAGAACAUGGCAUAAGGGAGUAGUAUUCGUGAAUGGCUUCAACAUUGGACGAUACUGGAAAGUUGGUCCACAACAGACACUUUACAUUCCAGCACCGCUACUGCGUACCGGGGAAAAUCAGAUAACAAUUUUCGAGCAGUACGAAGUUGGAACGCAAAUGACAUUCUCUGAUGCUCCAGACCUAGGCCCAAUAGCUAAAGACGACGACGAUGACGAUGACGACGACGACGACGAGCCCAAUUCUAGUCCAUCCUUGGUCUCAUUUGGAUCGUUUAUCAAGCUGUGGAGCGUUGCUUUCAUUUUGUAUAUUUGUUUUGUCAACACUAAUUAGUUCACUGUCCGUUUUACAGUAUUUAAAUAAUUAAAUGAUAUAAUAAAAGCGAUUAGACCGUUU